CCACGGAACGAAACAAAAAAAAGGUUUAUUAAAGCCGGCGCUAGCGUUAACCAUGACAAACACGUUUUCUUUAAAUACAUUUUAUUGAUAUUCCUGCAAACGCACGUUGCCAGAAAAAUAUGAGGUUCCAUUUGUGCCAAAAACAUGUUUUUGUGCCCACUGUCUAUGUCUUUGGUCCAAUUGAACCUCAUACUAUCACACAUUACACCUGGUACUUUUUCCCACCCAUUCCAACCUGGCUGCACUCGCUUCUUCACUUCUUUUCCACACUGUCCAUUACUCUGUACUGUUGACUCUGGAUGCUUAAAAUGCUCCAUCUCCUUCUUUAUCUCUUCUUCCUAUAACCUCACUCUUUCUCUUGGGUCCCUCUCAUUUAUGCACAGGUACUCCGUCUUUCUGUGGCUAACCUUCCAUCCUCUCCUUUCCAGGGCAAACCUCCAUCUAUCUAGCUUCUCCUCCGCCUCUUUGCUGCUCUCGCUAAAAAUCACAAUAUCGUCUGCAAACACCACUGUCCAUGGUGAUUCCUGUCUAACAUCAUCUGUCAGCCUGUCCAUCACCAUUGCAAACAUGAAGGGGCUGAGUGCUGAGCCGUGAUGUGAUCUCCACCUUAAACUUCUCUGUCUAAUAAUGUUAUGUUUGUGUUAUUUGUAUGUGAAAAACUUUAGGAAAUUAAAAUGUGAAUGGAUUUCCUAUCAAUUCCUGUUUGUUUGUAAACAUAUUUAAUUUACAUUUGAUUAUUGUGCAAAAAAUAAAAGGAAUCUGUAAAACGUCGCUUGCACUUUUCAGUACCCAGGUAUUUAUGUAUUUGUCCAUUGCUAUUUUUUUAUAUUGACGCAUUGGAACAACUUCUAUUUUUGCAAUGUAAACUCCCAACAUCUGGUACAGCAUGGGAAACAUUGGUAGUUCUGAAUUUUGCAUGUGCUUUUUGGGGAUAAUUUCAAAAUGAAAUUCAAAGAACUUCAAAUAUAGUUUUCUACUAAAUCUUUUCAUGUGUUUAUCUACCAGUGCAAUAACGACAACGUUUCAGGCGAUUGUUUGACGAAACCAACAUUAACCAGAAUGGUACCACUCUUUGCGUGACGUCACAAGAAGCGUCUGUUGCGCUGGCGAGGACCGAAAGGGGGAUGAGCUACACUGCAGCUAAUGCAUGUUUGUAGUGAUGUAAUGUUGCCAGUUUGAUGACUACGGAUGGCUGUUUGCGCCCGGCUGUGCGGAGUGGGUCAGUCUCGGAGGUGCAGGAGGCGACAGCGGAACGAACAGCAAGAUCAGGGAAGCGAUUCCGACAUGGACGAGGAAGAAGGCGAGCGGAUCGUGGGUCAGACUCAGAGGAGAGCCGAGGCGGGCUGCUCCGGAGGCCCGGACAGCGCCGUCGCCUCCGCAGGGCCGAGUGACGCUGGCGAAGACGGCAGCGGUCAUGUCAACACAGCAGCUUCUUCUCGAGGCAACCCGAGACCUCCGCAGUCUUUAGCGGAUUUACCGCCGGAGCUUUUAGUGGAAAUCUUCUCGCUGCUUCCCGGAACUGUUCUGCCAAAUGUGGCCCUAGUCUGUAAGAAAUUCAGACAAAUCCUCAACACAGAAACCAUCUGGAGAAAGCGAUGCAUGGAAGAGUUUGGCAUGAACGAGGAUCUGAGGAAGAUGGAAGCAGGAGGCGUGUGCAGCCAGGACCUCUAUGUCAAGCGUGUCAACCCACGGGUCAAGUCAGGGCGCUUUAUGAAGCUCCUCCCGGACUACGAGCACAUGGACUAUAGAGACGUGUACACACACUUGCUUCACCCAUACAGGCAUAUCUUGGGGCUGUGGCAGCCUGACAUAGGGCCUUAUGGGGGAUUGCUCAAUGUUGUGGUGGACGGGUUAUUCAUCAUUGGCUGGAUGUAUUUGCCACCUCACGACCCCCGGGUGGAAGAUCCCAUGAGGAGACGGCCACUCUUUCGCAUCCACUUAUUGGAGAGCAAAAAGGCCACAGUAGAGUGUAUGUAUGGACACAAAGGCCCCCACAAAGGAGACAUACAGACUGUAAAAAAGGAUGAAUUUUCCACAAAAUGUAACCAGACUGAUCAUCACCGGAUGCCUGGAGGCAGACAAGAGGAAUUCAGGACUUGGCUGGAGGAAGAAUGGGGUCGAACACUGGAAGAAAUUUUCCAUGAGCACAUGCAGGAGCUGAUCCUGAUGAAGUUUAUUUACACCAGUCAAUACGAUAACUGUUUAACGUACCGACGGAUCUACCUGCCUCCUGCGAGGCCGUCAGACCUGCUGCAGCCAGGCCUUUUCAAAGGCACCUAUGGCAGUCAUGGCCUGGAGAUUGUCAUGCUCAGUUUUCAUGGUUCGUCUGCAAGAGCCACCAAACUUACAGGAGAUCCUAAUGUUCCUGCCGGGCAGCUCACACUGGACAUCGACCUGAGAAGGCCGGUGGUCCUGCCAGACUUGGAGCAGCAGCGUAACAUUGAGGAGCUGUCUCGGCUUGUACUCAGGAUACACGAGGAGGUGCAGGGUGAUGCGGGACAGCACGACAGUGUAGCUCCUCCCACAGUUAAAUCUGCAGAGGAGGAGGGGGCUUGUGGUGGUACCAGCGGGCCAGAACCAGAAGAGGGUGACCACGGUGCCUGUUCAGACAGCUGCCAGCCCGGCCCCAGCAGGAGCAGUAGUCCUCCAGAAGCUCAGCCAUUUGUGUUGCCUUUGGGUGUCAUGGCUCGCAAUGAGGUGUAUCCUCGCACUUGCAGGAAGUGCUUCUAUGGGACGGGCCUGAUUGCAGGGCAUGGCUUUACAAGUCCAGAGCGCACCCCUGGACUUUUCGUGCUUUUCGACGAGGACCGUUUCGGUUUCAUCUGGCUGGAGUUAAAGUCUUUCAGUCUGUACAGUCGCCUGACGGACCAUCUACCCCACGCUCACGCCCCAAACAUGGAGCGAUUUGAGGCCAUGCUACGUAACAUGCAGUCCUGGACAUCCUGAUUCUCCAAGCUUUAAGUCCCCCCUCACACAAUAAAGGAAAAAGAGUGUUUAAAUAUGAAUCCGUUCUGCAGUGGACAUCCUGAUAGGUGUUGACCUCAAACCUCCAGAUUGUGUCUAUGACUGUCCUAUACGGGGUUAAACCAUUUAACUUUAGCUCUUCAUGUCACGCCCUGCCUCGAUAAAUUCCUGUAUCUGUUACCACACAUGCGCUCAGAAGGCCCUCCACCGUUGAUCCCCUCGCCUCAAUAUGACCCUAAUCCACCAGUGCAACAUGAUAAGGGGUCACAUCACAAGUUAUGUAAUCCCUGCUGGCUAAAAAAGGAACAAAAAGAAAAAAAAGAAUGAUGCCGCUCAUACUACUUAUUAAGGAUCAAGCUGUAUGUGCCUGUGAUUCCUAAACCAUGUCUGUACUGGAUCAUGCUUGAAGCAAAUAAGUGUCCAAUGUAUUUUACUAUAUAAUAGUAUCAUACAAAUUCAGUGCCCAACUUAUUUAAGUGCAUGCUGCAGUUAUUUAAAUCUUCGCACAUUUCACUCACAACCACUAUUUACACAUUUGUUCUUUGAGCAGCAUGUUUUGCUUUGUACGUUUU
Messenger RNA from Oryzias latipes (Japanese medaka), 3536 nucleotides. It is a transcript of the gene fbxo31, whose product is annotated as F-box protein 31. The record is from RefSeq and is a predicted model, not a curated record. Gene Ontology annotation, molecular function: protein binding. Gene Ontology annotation, cellular component: SCF ubiquitin ligase complex. NCBI's taxonomy places the organism in Eukaryota, Metazoa, Chordata, Actinopteri, Beloniformes, Adrianichthyidae. Gene Ontology annotation, biological process: SCF-dependent proteasomal ubiquitin-dependent protein catabolic process.